UAUCUGUCAAAUACUGUUUCUUAUACUUAUUUUUAGUAUUUUUUGGAAGCUUAUCACCUUUGUUUAUGGCUUAAAGUGGCAUUUCAGUCUUUUUUGUCGUUUAAUAAUUACAUUUUCUUGAGUUUUAUUUGAUUUGAACGUUUUUUCUCCAAAUUAUUGGUAAAAUGGAUAAACUGAAACGAGUAUUGAGUGGAAACGAUGAUUCAACAAAUGAUGAAAAUCGCGGUAUAAUGGGUGAUAUUGAUGAGUUUGCUACACUCAGCUGGUCGACUCGCAUCAAAAUGUUUUGCUUUUGCUUUGUUAUUGGAAUCGUAUUUUCAUUGAUGGGUUCACUUGUAAUAAUUCUACAUUUGGGAUACACUAGAUUUGCUAUAUUUUACACUCUAGGAAAUAUAAUCUCAAUGGCCAGUACAUGUUUUUUAGUUGGUCCGGUCAAGCAGAUGAAAAAUAUGUUUGCAGAGAAACGGAUAAUAGCCACAAUCAUUGUUAUCAUUUCGUUUGUUUGCACUUUGAUAGCAGCCAUUUGGUUGAAAAAAGGCUUACUGGCAUUCGUAUGCAUUAUCAUUCAGUCGUUGGCCAUGACCUGGUAUUCCUUGUCGUACAUUCCAUACGCACGUGCGGCAGUUAAAAAUGCGGUCAACACUUGCAUUGCAUAAAACCCAAUUAUUUGAUGCUAAUUCUUAUUGAAAACACAUCACAAAAAUUGUCUAAACUUUAAAGUUUAUGUAGAUAUUUCUUUUUCCGAUUCGAAAAUGCUUUAAACGAUAAUUUAGUGUUGACUGAUGGGAAAUGUAAUCAGUAUUUUAAUGCAUCUCUCUAUAUGAAAGUAUUUAUAACGUGAUUGAAUCUUUUUCUCCUUUUUUCAUUUUUUUGGAUAAUAUUCAAUUAUAAACGUUCUUUGAAGCAUAUUAAUAAAAUUCUCUUCCAAAAUGUUCCUUCAAUGUUUGGAAUAUCGAUUUAGUUUAUUAAAAUACACAAACAAAUGAAAACUGCACCCAAUAUACUUUGCACGACAUUUUUGGGUAUAUUAAUUACUAUUACUGAAUAUAAACCGGGUUAAUUACCCAUCAUAGAAAAAGAUCCAAGCACAUACAAUUUAAUGAUGAUGCAAACAUCUUCGAAAUAUUUCGGAAAUAUAUUUUUUAAUUGAGAAAUACUACACAAAUAGAUGGUUCUUAACGAUUUUUGACAUA
Messenger RNA from Contarinia nasturtii (swede midge), 1193 nucleotides. Its product is annotated as vesicle transport protein SFT2B. The coding region runs from base 165 to 656 and encodes 163 amino acids. The transcript has 4 exons. The record is from RefSeq and is a predicted model, not a curated record. Gene Ontology annotation, biological process: vesicle-mediated transport. Lineage: Eukaryota; Metazoa; Arthropoda; Insecta; Diptera; Cecidomyiidae. Gene Ontology annotation, cellular component: membrane.